UUAUGUGAGGAGGAUGAAGAUGAUUUUGAUGAUGAUGAUGAUGAUGAUGAUGAUGAUGAUGAUGAUGAUGAUGAUGAUGAUGAUGAUGAUGAUGAUGAUGAUGAUGAUGAUGAUGAUGAUGAUGAUGAUGAUGAUGAUGAUGAUGAUGAUGAAGAGGAUGAUGAUGAUGAUGAUGAUGAUGAUGAUGAUGAUGAUUUGGAUGAUGAUGAUGAUGAUGAUUUGGAUGAUGAUGAUGAUGAUGAUUCGGAUGAUGAUGAUGAUAUUCAUAUAUCACUGAAUAAGUAAUGAAAAUUUUUUUGUCCUUUAUAACAUUACUACAUUUUACAAAUAUAUCCCCUACAUGAAUCCUUGGUUCAUUUACUUUUGUUUAAGUGAACUAAGUAUCAUCAUUAGCUUACAUAAAUGGGAGAAUCUGGAUAGUAGAAUGAGAUAAUUCAAUCCGUAAUCGAUCUUACUUAAUUUGUUUAAUCUGGUUGGUGUUUCUCCUUAACAAGAUUUUUUUUCUACGGGAUAGGAUUGCCGAUCUGAUACCCAACCCUUCUGCUUUACCCGAGCUUGAGACCGGCAGUAACUCUCGAAGAACUACAGGAGUUUAAUCAAUCUAACCAGUUGAUUUAUUAUCCAUUUGAGAACAUUUCAAGUUUUAACAGUCUUCAUAUGAAAACAAGUUGAAUGAUAUAAGAUGUAAUUGAAAUGAAUUCAUUAUUAAGAGUGUUACAAUAGUAGAUUUAUUAUUUAUUUAUUUAAACACA
Schistosoma rodhaini is the source of this 752-nucleotide messenger RNA. Lineage: Eukaryota; Metazoa; Platyhelminthes; Trematoda; Strigeidida; Schistosomatidae. The record is from the annotation of a GenBank genome assembly.